UUUACCAUUAUUCAUUAUUUAUUUUUUAGAUUUUUGUUUAUUUCGUUGAAAUUUGUUUUAAUUUUUAAUUCUGUUCAAUUUGAAAUUAAUCAUAAAUAAUUAUUUUAUAAACUUUGUAGUCUAAGAUGGAUUCGGUUAUUUUAUCUGGUCCUUCUGGGUGUAAAAUACGUAGAAAGUACCCUUUUCCUUCUUUCAACCAAAAUUUACCUGAAGAUUGCUCAACUAGCUUUUACAAUAAUGACCCAGCUUUACGCAAUAAUGAACUUAAUGGUGUCGAAGAUGAGGAAAUUGACCCUUACUUGAUCUGGCGCAGAAAUGCUCCAUUUUUAUAUGACGCUGUGUCUCUUUAUAACCUAGACUGGCCUUCCUUAGUUGUUGAAUUUAUGACUGACACUUUCAAGAUUAAGAACGGCUCAGUCACUCAACGACUACUUCUGGGCACACACACUUCGGGUUCUGACACUGAAUUUGCUAUGGUUGCGGAACUCAAAUCUAAUGUCUACACUAUGAAAGAGUGUUUAAAUACCUGCGAGAAUUUCAAUCAAUUUAAGGCAGUCCCAUCUAGUUCUUCUGUUAGUUCAAACACCAACUCUGCCAGUCAGGGCAUAUUGGACAUAAAAGCUAAAAUAGUGCAUGAAGGAGAGAUAAACCGCAUCUCUCAAGUCCCGGGAGCUCAUUUUCUCUUUGUAACUCAGAGCAAUAAUGGAACUUUAUACCUGUUUGACUACUCAAAGCAUCCUUCAAACCCCAGAGACCUCAAAGUUUCCAUUCCUCAAAUGGUACUCCAGGGUGGCCACUCGUCUGAAGGUUAUGGUUUAGCUUGGAACUCUACUAAUAAACUUGUUUCCUGUGCUUCUGAUGGAACCAUUGCUCUUUGGGAUUUAAACUCCAAACCUCAUUCUACUACUAACGGUUUAAGUGGUGUUCUUGACGGUAUUGGAACAAUAUCUCCAAUUUCCACUUAUAACACCACUCAUACUAGUCAUAAUUCUGAUGAUAAUGUAGGACUUAAUGACAUUGAGUUCAUUAAUGAUAAUGUAGUGCUAAUUGCUUCCGAUGAUACUAAUGUACAUCUCAUGGAUCUUCGCACUAAUUCAACCAACUCCACCAGUUCUUCAAAUUCUACAAAUUCUAACACUAAAUUUUCAAUUGGCUCCAGUGUUAAUUGCUUAAGCUUGAAUAAGUUUGACAACAAUUACUUUGUUUGUGGCUGUGAUAAUGGUAAGAUAUCACUGUUUGACACCAGGAUGGGUAAGCACCUUUUAGUUAUCGAUCACCAUAAAGAUUCCGUUAAUCAAAUUGAAUUUAACAGUUCAUGUUGUGGCUUAUUUGCUACCUGUUCUAAUGAUUCCUCCGUUUGUAUUUUUGACCUUGCUUGCAAGGGCGAUGAACUUCGCUUCGUUCACCAGGGUCACAAGGACCAGGUCAAUGACAUUUCCUGGACUAAACUUGACUAUUAUCAGAGCGCUCACCUAGGUUUCACCAUCGCCUCAGUUUCUCAGGACAAUCUACUUCAAUGUUUCACUCCAAAUUAUUUUUCUCUUUAAUUUGUUAUAUAUAUA
This is a messenger RNA of Theileria parva strain Muguga, 1562 nucleotides long. It is a transcript of the gene MSI1, whose product is annotated as WD domain G-beta repeat protein. Gene Ontology annotation, biological process: regulation of gene expression. NCBI's taxonomy places the organism in Eukaryota, Apicomplexa, Aconoidasida, Piroplasmida, Theileriidae. The transcript has a single exon. Gene Ontology annotation, cellular component: nucleus. The record is from RefSeq and is a predicted model, not a curated record. Gene Ontology annotation, molecular function: histone binding. Bases 126 to 1547 code for a protein of 473 amino acids.